UGAAAGUCUGAAACAGUUUUAGUUUAUCAACGUUACAUCUCUCUCCCUCGUCCCUAUGUAUCUACUACCUACGUAUAUCAUCGCGCACGGUACAUCUACAUGGACCCAUAACGAAUAUAUGCAUGUUAAUAUCGAUGCAUACAAAAUAAAGUAAUAGUAAUAUAAUUUCGUGAAAAGAUAAAAUAGUGAAAGAAAAAAGAAAACACACAGUCAUCGGUGUCGUGGUUGCAGUUACAGAGGUGGUCAGAGCAAAUUUUUUACACAAGCAAAGCAACCAAAAGAUUAUCUGUACUUGCUCUCUCUCUCCUCUCUCCCUCUCCUCAUUUCUGCAAAAAUCUAAACCCAAAUCUCAACUCUCCUUUUACUGAGAAACAGGACAAGGAACACCGAAACAUGAAGGCAUUGGUGGUAAUAAUGUUCUAAAGAGUGAUCUUCCGACAAAAACACAUGGGGAAAAAGAAUGGCUCUUCUUGGCUUACCGCCGUGAAACGAGCUUUCCGAUCUCCGUCCAAGAAGGAACAAAAUACUCCUCACGGUCAUGAAAUCGAAGAAGACGAAGAAAAGAAGAGAGAGAAGAGACGGUGGUUAUUCAGAAAACCGGCGAAUCAAGAAUCUCCGGUGAAGUCUUCCGGUGUCUAUCCGCCACCACCACCGCCAGAAUCAGAUAACGCAAAUUCCACAACCUUCCCGGAGACAGCACCGAGUAACGCAACGACGCCGCCAUUGAACGCCGGAAAAUCCCCGCCCGCCGUAGUCUCCGUCGCCACGUCAGCAUCUCCGGUGGCUUUAUCGAAACUCCCGAGGCGGAUUUAUUACGCAAGAGAGAAUUACGCUGCUGUGGUUAUCCAAACUUCUUUCAGAGGAUAUCUGGCAAGAAGAGCAUUAAGAGCAUUAAAAGGAUUAGUGAAGCUGCAAGCAUUGGUGAGGGGUCACAAUGUGAGAAAGCAAGCGAAAAUGACUUUAAGGUGUAUGCAAGCUCUGGUUCGAGUCCAGUCCCGUGUGCUUGACCAACGUAAACGCUUGUCUCAUGACGGUAGCCGCAAAUCCGCAUUCAGCGACUCUAACUAUGGUUUUGAAUCUCGUUAUCUUCAAGACAUUUCAGACCGACAAUCCAUGUCAAGAGAAGGAAGCAGCGUCGCCGAAGAUUGGGAUGACCGACCACACACAAUAGAGGAAGUGAAAGCUAUGCUGCAACGGAGACGCGACUCAGCAUUGAGACACGAGAAGACUAAUUUGUCUCAAGCUUUCUCUCAACAGAAUCGGAGAACGGUUGGUAACCAAUCCGCGGGAGGAGACCACGAGGCAGAACUCGAGGAGGAAAGACCGAAAUGGCUCGACCGGUGGAUGGCCACUAGACCCUGGGAUAAGCGAGCUAUUAGCAGAGCUUCCGUUGACCAAAGGGUCUCGGUUAAAACCGUGGAAAUUGACACUUCUCAACCUUACUCAAGAACAAGAAUCGGAAGCCCGAGCCGUAGCCAAAGACCUAGUUCCCCAUCAAGAACCAGCCACCAUUACCAGUCCCGCAAUAACUUCUCAGCCACUCCAUCUCCGGCUAAGUCUAGACCGAUCCUUAUCCGGUCAGCUAGUCCGCGGUGCCAAAGAGAUCCGAAGGACGACCGUGACCGAGCAGCUUAUAGUUACACGUCAAACACACCUAGCUUGAGAUCUAACUAUAGUUUCACUGCUAGAAGUGGUUGUAGCAUUACUACCACAAUGGUCAACAAUGCAGCGUUGUUGCCUAAUUAUAUGGCGAAUACGGAGUCGGCUAAGGCGAGGAUUCGGUCCCAGAGCGCGCCGAGGCAACGACCUUCGACUCCCGAGAGGGACCGUGUUGGUUUGGUCAAGAAACGGCUCUCCUUUCCAGUCCCGCCGCAGCCGGAGUAUGAUGACAGUAAUAGCUUGAGGAGUCCGAGCUUUAAGAGUGUGGCUGGUUCACAUUUUGGUGGAUUGUUGGAGCAGCAGUCCAAUUACCCCUCGUGUUGCACUGAUUCUAUUGGUGUUGACAUCUCUCCAGCUUCUACUAGUGACUUUAGGAAUUGGCUGAGAUGAUUGUCGGUGAUGCUAAAUCAACGGUCACAACUCUUUUGUCAGCCUCCAGGAAAAAGCGUUUUUAUUUUUAUGCAGAUGAAACGAAAUUCUACUGAAUUUGAGUCGUUGAGGUUUAAUUUGUAUUUGAAAAUUGCAUUUGAAAAAAAAAAUCUUGACUUGACCAAAUUGUUCUGUAACUUUGUUUAGAUAUGGCAUUGUUAAAGAAAACUACAUUCGAUAAAUAUAUUUGUAGGAUAUAAAAGAAAA
Molecule: messenger RNA, 2295 nt
Organism: Thlaspi arvense
Lineage: Eukaryota; Viridiplantae; Streptophyta; Magnoliopsida; Brassicales; Brassicaceae
Source: the annotation of a GenBank genome assembly